Molecule: messenger RNA, 2568 nt
Organism: Diceros bicornis minor
Lineage: Eukaryota; Metazoa; Chordata; Mammalia; Perissodactyla; Rhinocerotidae
Gene: BECN1
Product: beclin 1
Exons: 14
Coding region: 589-1935 (448 amino acids)
Biological process (GO): autophagosome assembly; cellular response to nitrogen starvation; autophagy
Cellular component (GO): phosphatidylinositol 3-kinase complex, class III, type II; phosphatidylinositol 3-kinase complex, class III, type I; phagophore assembly site
Source: RefSeq, a predicted model, not a curated record
GGGCCCGGCUUAUGUCUCCCUGGCUCUAGUUCCCAGGAGGAGUGAGCCCCAGUACAUAGUUGUAUAUCCUAGUUGUAGUUCCUUCUAGUUCUUCUACGUGGGAUGCUGCCUCAGCAUGGCUUGAUGAAGGGUGUGUCUAUCACUCUCCCAGGGUUUGAAAUAAAGACCAGUUCUCUCAAAGAGAAACUUUUAAAACUGAUACUGCAGGAAGAAUUAAAGUGACUCCGCUCAGAAGUGACAAAUCUGAAGAAAAGUCACCGAAUUAGAGAAUGGCAGAAUGUCCUCCUCCUCUCCAAACUCGGUUCUUCUAGGUCCCCGCAUAACCUUUGCCCGCUGGCCGCGUUUCCCAGCUCAGCCUCUAGGGGCCGCAGCCGGGCCCGUAAGCGAGUGGACCAGGACAAAUCCCCUGAGGUGCUGCAGUCGUCGUGCCGUCACGUCCGGUCCGGGCGGAAGUCCUCCGCUGGCCGACCAGGAAGCAGCUGAGGACUGGGCGAUGGCAGUCCUAGAGGCUUCGCUCCGGGACAGACCUGAGGCCGCAGUGCCCCCGCGGUAGACCGGACCAAGGUGGCGGGCUUCGGGUCCCGAGGGAUGGAGGGGUCUAAGACGUCCAGCAGCACCAUGCAAGUGAGCUUCGUGUGCCAGCGCUGCAGCCAGCCCCUGAAACUGGACACGAGCUUCAAGAUCCUGGACCGUGUCACCAUCCAGGAGCUCACAGCUCCAUUACUUGCCACAGCCCAGGUGAAACCAGGAGAGACCCAGGAGGAAGAGGCUAACUCAGGAGAGGAGCCAUUUAUUGAAACUCGCCAGGAUGGUGUCUCUCGCAGAUUCAUCCCCCCAGCCAGGAUGAUGUCUACAGAAAGUGCCAACAGCUUCACUCUGAUUGGGGAGGCAUCCGAUGGAGGCACCAUGGAGAACCUCAGUCGAAGAUUCCAGGUCACUGGAGACCUUUUUGACAUCAUGUCAGGCCAGACAGAUGUGGAUCACCCACUGUGUGAGGAAUGCACGGAUACUCUUUUAGACCAGCUGGAUACUCAGCUCAACGUCACUGAAAAUGAGUGUCAGAACUACAAAUGCUGUUUGGAGAUCUUAGAGCAAAUGCACGAGGAUGACAGUGAACAGCUACAAUUGGAGCUAAAGGAGCUGGCAUUGGAGGAGGAGAGACUGAUCCAGGAGCUAGAAGAUGUGGAAAAGAACCGUAAGAUAGUGGCAGAAAAUCUUGAGAAGGUCCAGGCGGAGGCUGAGAGACUGGAUCAGGAGGAAGCUCAGUAUCAGAGGGAAUACAGUGAAUUUAAACGACAACAGCUAGAACUGGAUGAUGAGCUGAAGAGUGUAGAAAACCAGAUGCGAUAUGCCCAGAUGCAGCUGGACAAGCUGAAGAAAACCAAUGUCUUUAAUGCGACCUUCCACAUCUGGCACAGUGGACAAUUUGGCACAAUCAAUAACUUCAGACUGGGUCGCCUGCCCAGUGUUCCUGUGGAAUGGAAUGAGAUUAAUGCUGCUUGGGGCCAGACAGUAUUGCUGCUCCAUGCGCUGGCCAAUAAGAUGGGUCUGAAAUUUCAGAGGUAUCGACUUGUUCCCUAUGGAAACCAUUCAUAUCUGGAGUCUCUGACAGACAAAUCUAAGGAGCUGCCAUUAUACUGUUCUGGUGGGUUGCGGUUUUUCUGGGACAACAAGUUUGACCAUGCAAUGGUGGCUUUCCUGGACUGUGUGCAACAGUUUAAAGAAGAGGUUGAGAAAGGCGAGACACGUUUUUGUCUUCCUUACAGGAUGGAUGUGGAGAAAGGCAAGAUUGAAGACACAGGAGGCAGCGGCGGCUCCUAUUCCAUCAAAACCCAGUUUAACUCGGAGGAACAGUGGACAAAAGCUCUCAAGUUCAUGCUGACGAAUCUUAAGUGGGGUCUUGCUUGGGUAUCCUCACAGUUUUAUAACAAAUGACUUUCUUUUUUCCUUGGAGGGAUGUUUGCCUUAAAGGCUUUAAAUUUUGUUUUGUUUGCAAAAAAAAAAUGUUUUAAAUUAAAUUCGGGUACUAUUAAACAGCACAUGUUUACAAUACCAAAAAAGAAAAAAUCCACAAAAGCCACUUUAUUUUAAAAUAUCAUAUGACUGAUAGUUUCCAGAACUACAACAUGCCAUGUAUAGCUACCAGCCUUUGUCAUAGUUUUGACUCUUAACUCCACGCUUUCCUUUCCCUCUCUCCCCUUAAAAAAAACUAAUUUAAGUUUGCUUUUGUUUUUUUUUAACUGAGUUGAAUUGAGAUUGAUAUGUUUUCACUGGAUUGUCUCUCUCUCAACUUCCUGAACUUACAAUAUGAAAUAUAAACUUUUGUCUCCACUGAGAUGAAAAGAUGUGUGAGACACACAGUUGGAUAACGUGAGAAAAUGACAUAUAAGCUUUGGUCACCAUGUGAUGUGAUCAGAAGCUUGAAAUUUAACACUUCUCCUCACUCAGUUCUAGUACUAAAUGCCUACUCUGCUCUGUGUUAGAGAUAUGAAAUGGUGUUUGAUACUGUUUGGGACAUUAUGGAGAGAUUUCAUUAUUUGUAAUAAAAGAUUUACUACAAUCUGAUAA